AUGCCGGCCAUGGUGGAGAAGGGGCCCGAGGUCUCAGGGAAGCGGCGGGGGAGGAACACCGCGGCCGCCUCCGCCUCGGCCGCCGUCGCGGCCGCCGCCUCCGCCUCCUCCUCGUCUUCCUCCUCCUCCUCCUCCUCCGCUGCCUCCGCCUCGGCCGGCGCCUCCGCCUCCGCCUCGACCACCGCCGCCUCGGCCGCCGCCGCCGCCGCCGCCCCCAAUAAUGGUCAGAAUAAAAGUUUGGCGGCGGCUGCGCCCAAUGGCAACAGCGGCAGCAACUCCUGGGAGGAAGGCAGCUCGGGCUCCUCCAGCGACGAGGAGCACGGUGGCGGCGGCAUGCGGGUCGGUCCCCAGUACCAGGCGGCGGUGCCCGACUUCGACCCCGCCAAACUGGCAAGGCGCAGUCAAGAACGAGACAAUCUUGGUAUGUUGGUGUGGUCACCUAAUCAGAAUCUGUCAGAGGCAAAACUGGAUGAGUACAUUGCCAUUGCCAAAGAGAAGCACGGCUACAACAUGGAGCAGGCUCUUGGGAUGCUCUUUUGGCAUAAGCAUAAUAUUGAAAAAUCACUGGCUGAUUUGCCCAACUUUACCCCCUUCCCAGAUGAGUGGACUGUGGAAGAUAAAGUCUUAUUUGAACAAGCCUUUAGUUUUCAUGGGAAAACUUUUCAUAGAAUCCAACAAAUGCUUCCGGAUAAAUCUAUAGCAAGUCUGGUGAAAUUUUAUUACUCUUGGAAGAAGACGAGAACUAAAACUAGUGUGAUGGAUCGCCAUGCUCGGAAACAAAAACGGGAGCGGGAAGAGAGUGAGGAUGAACUGGAAGAAACAAAUGGAAGUAACCCUAUUGACCUUGAAAUUGAUCAAAACAAGGAAAGCAAAAAGGAGGUUCCCCCUACUGAAACAGUUCCACAGGUCAAAAAAGAAAAACAUAGUACUCAAGCUAAAAAUAGAGCAAAAAGGAAACCUCCCAAAGGAAUGUUUCUUUCUCAAGAAGAUGUGGAGGCCGUUUCUGCCAAUGCCACUGCUGCUACCACUGUGCUGAGACAGCUGGACAUGGAGUUGGUCUCCAUCAAACGACAGAUUCAGAAUAUUAAGCAGAUGAACAGUGCUCUUAAAGAAAAACUUGAUGGUGGAAUAGAACCUUACCGGCUUCCAGAGGUCAUUCAGAAAUGCAAUGCACGUUGGACCACAGAAGAGCAACUUCUCGCUGUACAAGCCAUCAGGAAAUAUGGCCGAGAUUUUCAAGCAAUCUCAGAUGUGAUUGGGAACAAGUCAGUGGUACAAGUGAAAAACUUUUUUGUAAAUUAUCGACGUCGCUUCAACAUAGAUGAAGUUUUACAAGAAUGGGAGGCUGAGCAUGGUAAGGAAGAAACCAAUGGGCCCAGUAACCAGAAGCCUGUCAAGUCCCCGGAUAGUUCUAUCAAGAUUCCUGAGGAGGAAGAUGAGGCUGCUUCUGUCCUCGACGUCAGAUACACACCUGCCUCAUGAGGACUGCAGGUAGCAUUGAACACUUGUGUGGACUACAUAUUCUCCAGGACAUCAGGUAUAACAGGACAGCACCUAGCCAUCUGCAUCACAUCUCUGUGGACAAGCAGCUAUUACCAAAAAAGGCGUACACUUCCAGUCCUGUGCUCCAUCUGCCUUAAUUCUCUGCUCGUUCCUUCAUGUUGGCACGACUUCCCAGAGAGCUCCAUUGCAUCUCAUUCUGCCUAAGUGCUGGGGAACCCAUGGCCUGCACACCUCCCUGGCUCUGGAACCUGCCCCCCACCCCAAGUUGGCUCCUCUGAGCCCCACCUGUGGCAGCUCUCCCAGUCAGCAGCUUCAGAACAGGUAGUCUUGAAAGGCCUGGCUCUGUCCCUGCAUGGCCUGCAGUUUCAACUUUGUAUACCGUAUCAUUACCAGAAGGCCCUGUCAGCCUUCCAGAAAAUUUCUGUUGUUUUUUCCUGGAGCCACCAUGUAAGUAAUACCAUGCUUCUUUGGCGAUCACAGUACAUUAGCAGACUGCAUCCAAUCCCUCUAUCCCCCCAAGCUGCCUGAUACAGCUCAUGCUUCCCUAAAUGUAGGGUAGAAUUAUGGUUUUUAAAUUAGGUGGCUCCUCCCUCUUCCCUUUCUUCCUUCCCAAGUGGUAAUAGCUCAUUCGUAGCAGUUGUCUUUGAACACUGUAUGUUAAUGAGAACAUGGACCUCAACGCUUUCUGCCUUCAACCUUCAGCAUUAUAAUCCCAAGGUGGGCACACCCCAUCUUUUCCUGAUCCCCUGACUACCACUACCACCACCCAUAUCCGAGAGAUUUGGUUUAUAUCGCUGUACCUGGUGCUUGUACAUUGGAAUUGGUGCCUUCUCCUUUUGGCAACCAUGUUAUUAAUCUCUUUUCUGUUCAAGUGUCUUAUUUAAAGUUUUUUGCUUGCCAAAGAUGACAUCAUUGAGAUAGGAGAUGAGGAGAGCUUCUGCAGAUACCAACAAAGUGCAGCUAAGAUUAGAAAAUUCUAUUAGGAAAACUGGGGGUGGUUUUAUACAAGACACACACCAUUAGCUCCCAUCCUUUUGGUGUAUCUGGCCUGUCGAAUGUCACUCUCUGUGUCCUUUUGUGUCACUCAUGCACUGAUGUGAUCACACAUCCUCUCUUCAUAGCAGAGCACAGGACAGAAAAGUGAUCACUGAGUUGCUCUAGUCAGACCAAGAUGAAAAGACACAAUCUCCAGAGUGCUAAGUGAUGCCUUUUGGUUGAAUUGGGAACAAGCAAAGUUUUCUAAUAAAUGUCCUGAAUCUUCCAGAAUCACUUCUGUCCUCUUACCAGACUGGGCCUGCUGAGGGGUGGGGAGUGCGUAGGCCUGCAGCCUGGCACCCCACGGCCAGUCUGCACUGCUGUGGAUGUGCGGAAGCAGCUUUCAUUGUUUGCAUUGUUUGAACAUUUUUUUCUGCUUUCAAUACCAAAAAGAAAAAAAAUGUAGAUGCUUUAAGGCAUAUACAGAAUUCUUAAGAAUUUAAAAUAUGCAAUUAAAAUUUGAUGUGUUUUGACUCCCAAGCACCUUGACUUUGUUUUUGUUUUGUUUUUAAAUUGGCUGAUUUUCUCUUUAGAAAGAGGCUCAGCGGUAGAAACAAAGGUUUUUUUUGUGGGGUUGAGUAUUUUUUAAGAAGUCUGGAGAAAGGUCAUUGCAAAGGGGAGCACAGAGGGACUUUUUCAUGUUGUCCCACACCAGGUGUCUGAUGGUCAAGAAGAGCCUGUGAAGACGAGCAUGGGGGAGGGCCAGAAUGCUACCCCUUCCUUAGGACAGGAAGCAAAGGAACACUAGCAAUGGGUCAGGUUUGUUUUUAUCCUAAGUCCACUGUAUAGUUGAAGGAUGGAACAUGUGGGGACACUAAGGCUCUUGCUGAAGCUUUGCUUGUCUGCUUUUUGUGCGUCCUCCCUCCCAGGAGCAGCGGCAGUUGCUGUAGUGGCUUUCUUACUCCGCCACUGGUCCUGUGUCUCUUCAUGUCCAGGCUAUUUCUUUAAGAGGUGAUUCCUCCUGCAGUGCCUAGACGGGAUGCUCAUUCUAAUGGCGUGGCAAGCCAAGCAGCUGUGCUGGGCACCAGGCUGCCUUCUGCAUUGCCUCUCCCUUGCUUCCUGGCACUGAGGGGCCUCCAGCCCCAAAGAAUCACAUGCUGGUGUGCUUGUGACCAUAGCCGCUGAAUUUUGGCCUUCUCUCCAAAGGAGAGGGACCUGCCAUUUUUAUUUGAAGGAGGGGAGAAGUGGUCUUUGCCUGGCUGCUAUUGCAAGUGGUCUCAUGUUUUAAACUUUUUUCUUUAUAGUCUUUGCAAUGAUGCAAAUGUAAGCCAGCACUUAGCUUUCAAAGCUGAGUGCUCUGGUCUUGUGUAUGUGACGAUCUCAGCAUAUCAGAAGGCAAGGGAGCAGCAGGUUGGUUUGGGACGUGACGACUGCUUCAGAUGGAAUGUCACUUAAGCUUUGUGUUCCUAAAAUUACCAAUGUGAAUGUCAUAAUUAUAUAUAUUUUUGUGGGAAAGAUCUCCUAAGUAUAAGUUAUUGUGCAAAAUAUAGUAUCAUGGACACAAAUAAUGGUCUAACUUUUAGUUUAGAAAUCCCUAAAAGAUAUAAAUUGUACUACAUAUGCAUUAAAAGUUUGUUUUAUUUAAUUUUAUGUAGAUGUGUAAAGUGGUAGGUAAAAGUUCUUUUCACUUAUCCAUUUAAACACCUUGUUACUUGAAUAUUGUGUUUUUUUGGGUCAGCAGUAUGACCACUUGUGUGGUGCAGCUCUGACCAGUCACCAUGCCUGUGUGCUGUGCUUGGUGUGGCAAUCAGGUGCUGUGUUGCAGGAGCCGAGGUUAGUGUAGCACACCAAGACACACCACUCCUAAAAAUGGUUUCUGGUAGUUUUUCAUAAUACCCAAUGAUGGUCACAAGCCUCAAUCAAAAAAGAAAAAACUUACUGUGGUGGAGUAAUCAAUUAGGCAGUUGUUUUCUAUUUAUAUAUAAUUUCCCCAACUACCACACAACACUUCAAGUGUGCUCAUUGUCACUUUAAAUUUCAACUACACUCUAUUUUUGUCUUUCUAAAUAUCAGGUGUACUAUUGGUAUAAUUGCACACCAAAUAUAAGCCAAACCGUGCAUUACACUAACUGGAUCCCUGCUUUCUUGUGAGCCAAGGAAAGACAAGCCAACCCCAGCGACAGCCUGUCUUUCUCUCAGGUCCAGCCUGUUUCUACACCUAGCAACCCAGGAUUUAAGCGUUUAGUAUCAAGUAAAUUUUGCCUCAGAUGGACUCCAGGUAGCUAGACAUCCUUCCCCAGUGACCCUGCCCACCGCUCUUUCUGCACUCCCUGGACCGCUGCAGCGUUUCCCAAGUGUUGUAAAGCACAAUUGCAGGAACAUUACAGUCCAGAAGGAAGGUCAGUGGAGUCUAUGCAUGUUGUAAGAUAAUGAGUGUUUACAGCCACCUUCUCCUAACAGGAAAACUUAUCCAGGAGUGGAUAGUGUCCAUUGUGUAGACUUCAGACUUUGCUAAGUGCUUUUAGAUUGCUUACAAUGUUUUAAAGAUUUUAAAAGAUGUGUAAGGUUAAGUUUGCAGAUAUAAUGGAGAUGCUGUGUAUCUUUUGAAGUGACAAAACCCAAUCUGAAAUUUCAAAAGAAAUACAUUGUAAUAAUGCUGUCGUAAGUAACAUUUUCAUGACUGCCUGUUUUCUACUUCAACACAGUCAUUGUGGGGAAUGUCCAUAGCAUUAUAAUUGCUUAGCCAUUGAAUUAGAACAUUGUUAGUGGAAAUUGGAAAAUUUAUUUGUGACCUUCUGCAGAAUUCAUUUUUCUAUUUCCUAUAUUUGCUGAAGCUAAUAAAAGUUUUCAAACCAUUCAUGUAAUAAAGUAUUAACACAAUUUUCUACA
Molecule: messenger RNA, 5367 nt
Organism: Jaculus jaculus (lesser Egyptian jerboa)
Lineage: Eukaryota; Metazoa; Chordata; Mammalia; Rodentia; Dipodidae
Gene: Rcor1
Product: REST corepressor 1
Exons: 12
Coding region: 1-1482 (493 amino acids)
Biological process (GO): negative regulation of DNA-templated transcription; regulation of transcription by RNA polymerase II
Cellular component (GO): histone deacetylase complex; transcription regulator complex
Molecular function (GO): transcription corepressor activity
Source: RefSeq, a predicted model, not a curated record